Zonotrichia albicollis (white-throated sparrow) is the source of this 7314-nucleotide messenger RNA. NCBI's taxonomy places the organism in Eukaryota, Metazoa, Chordata, Aves, Passeriformes, Passerellidae. The record is from RefSeq and is a predicted model, not a curated record.
CUGAACCUGCAGACCUCUUGAAGGUGUUAGAUUUUCAUAAUUUACCUGAUGGUAUCACAAAAACCACGGGGUUUUGCACAAGCAGAAGAUCUUCAAAAGAAGCAGACGUUGCUUACAGAGUAACAAAAGAUGCUCAGCUCAGUGCCCCAACAAAGCAGCUGUACCCUGCUUCCCCCUUCCCAGAGGACUUCUCCAUUCUAACCACUGUAAAAGCGAAGAAAGGAGGUCAGUCCUUCUUGAUCUCAAUUUACAAUGAGCAAGGGAUCCAGCAAAUUGGUGUGGAGUUGGGUAGAUCUCCUGUAUUCCUGUAUGAAGACCAUACAGGAAAGCCAGGCCCAGAAGACUAUCCUCUCUUUAGAGGCAUUAACCUAGCAGAUGGCAAGUGGCACCGGGUGGCUCUGAGUGUGCAGAAGAAAAAUGUCACUUUGGUUCUGGACUGUAAAAAGAAAAUCACCAAGUUCCUGGACCGGAGCGAGCACCCCAUCAUCGACGUCAACGGCAUCAUCGUGUUCGGCACCAGGAUAUUGGAUGAGGAAGUCUUUGAGGGUGACAUCCAGCAGCUCCUGAUCGUGGCGGACCCGCGGGCAGCCCUGGAGUACUGUGAGCACUACAGCCCCGACUGUGACACCGCCAUCCCCGACUCCCCCCAGUCCCAGGACCCCAACCAGGAUGAAUACUACACGGACGGGGAGGGAGAAGGUGACACUUACUACUACGAGUACCCCUACUACGAGGAUGUGGACGAAGCUGUCAAACCAGAAAGCCCCACCACCAAACCCAGCCCUCCUGAAGUGGCUGCUGGAGAGAAACCCGAAACCAAGCAGGAUAAUCCGGCUCCCACAGCACCCCCUGAGAGAGGGAACCCCGGGAAGCAAGCCAAGGAGGAUGGAGCAGUGGAUGAUCCCCUGGUUGAUGAGUACAACUACGAGACCAUCAACGAGGAGUAUUUUACUCCAAUGCCCUAUGAAGACAUCAACUACAACGAGGAAAUCGAUCCCCAGGGUGGCCUCACUGAAAAUGCAGUGGAAGCUGAGCUCCCCACGAGCACUGUCGUCACCUACAAUGAGACUGAUGCUGCUCAAGGAGGAGAUGACCUGGAUAAAGAUUUCACUGAGGAAACCAUAAAGGAAUAUGAUGGGAAUUAUUAUGACAGUUAUUACGACCGGACAGCCUCUCCUGACAUUGGCCCAGGCAUGCCAGCCAACCAGGACACCAUCUACGAAGGGAUUGGUGGCCCCCGGGGUGAGAAGGGGCAGAAGGGGGAACCUGCCAUCAUUGAGCCGGGAAUGCUGGUGGAAGGCCCCCCAGGUCCUGAAGGCCCAGCAGGCCUUCCAGGACCUCCAGGACCAACUGGACCCGUGGGCUUGAUGGGUGACCCAGGGGAGAGGGGCCCACCUGGGCGCCCAGGUCUGCCAGGAGCUGAUGGAUUGCCAGGACCACCAGGGACAAUGCUAAUGCUGCCUUUUCGCUUCAGCGGCGGAGGCGACGCCGGCUCCAAGGGACCCAUGGUGUCAGCACAGGAGGCGCAGGCCCAGGCCAUCCUGCAGCAGGCCAGGCUGGCGCUGAGGGGACCUGCGGGACCCAUGGGGCUGACGGGGCGGCCGGGCCCGAUGGGACCCCCAGGCAGUGGAGGACUGAAGGGAGAAGCUGGAGAAAUGGGACCUCAGGGUCCACGAGGCAUCCAAGGUCCUCCCGGUCCUGCAGGGAAGCCAGGCCGCAGGGGACGAGCUGGCAGUGACGGUGCCCGGGGGAUGCCAGGCCAGACAGGACCAAAGGGUGACCGAGGCUUUGAUGGCUUGGCUGGUUUGCCUGGUGAGAAGGGAAACAGGGGAGAGCCAGGCCCCCACGGCCCCCCAGGGGCUCCUGGAGAGGAUGGGGAGAGGGGAGAUGAUGGAGAAGUUGGACCCCGGGGUCUCCCUGGAGAACCUGGACCCCGAGGACUUUUGGGCCCCAAGGGACCCCCAGGACCCCCAGGGCCCCGGUCACCCUGGCAAGGAAGGUCCUCCUGGAGAGAAGGGCAGCCAGGGUCCCCCAGGUCCUCAGGGCCCCAUUGGUUACCCAGGACCCCGUGGAGUCAAGGGAGCAGAUGGAGUUCGUGGCUUGAAAGGCACCAAGGGGGAAAAGGGUGAAGAUGGUUUCCCUGGCUUCAAAGGUGACAUGGGCAUCAAAGGAGACCGGGGGGAAAUUGGCCCCCCUGGCCCUCGGGGUGAGGAUGGGCCCGAAGGUCCCAAAGGUCGCUCUGGCCCCAAUGGAGAUCCAGGUCCUCUUGGUCCUGCUGGAGAGAAGGGAAAACUCGGCGUGCCAGGACUGCCCGGGUACCCAGGCAGGCAGGGCCCCAAGGGCUCCAUCGGAUUCCCAGGAUUCCCAGGAGCCAACGGAGAGAAAGGCACAAGGGGCACCCCUGGCAAACCAGGUCCGAGGGGGCAGCGUGGUCCCACGGGUCCACGUGGGGAAAGAGGCCCCAGGGGAAGCACUGGAAAGCCUGGCCCAAAGGGCAACUCUGGUGGUGAUGGCCCCCCUGGUCCUCCUGGAGAAAGGGGACCACCAGGGCCUCAAGGACCAACUGGAUUUCCUGGACCAAAAGGGCCCCCUGGUCCUCCUGGGAAGGAUGGAUUGCCUGGGCACCCUGGACAGAGAGGAGAAACUGGUUUCCAAGGCAAGACUGGCCCUCCAGGCCCCCCUGGUGUUGUAGGGCCUCAGGGCCCAACUGGUGAGACUGGGCCCAUGGGUGAGCGAGGCCACCCAGGCCCUCCAGGCCCCCCAGGUGAACAAGGCCUCCCUGGCCUCACUGGAAAAGAAGGGACCAAGGGGGAUCCUGGUCCUGCUGGUCUUCCAGGGAAGGAUGGUCCUCCUGGAUUGAGAGGGUUCCCUGGAGAACGAGGCCUCCCCGGCCCCAUUGGCUCUCCAGGGCUGAAAGGCAACGAAGGUCCCCCAGGCCCUCCAGGCCCAGCCGGCUCUCCAGGGGAACGUGGCCCUGCAGGAUCAGCUGGCCCUAUAGGAUUGCCAGGCAGACCUGGCCCUCAGGGACCUCCAGGACCUGCCGGUGAAAAGGGAGCUCCAGGGGAGAAGGGUCCCCAAGGACCGGCUGGCCGGGAUGGCAUCCAGGGCCCCGUGGGACUGCCGGGCCCCGCGGGUCCUGUUGGACCUCCAGGAGAGGAUGGAGACAAGGGUGAGAUCGGGGAGCCUGGGCAGAAAGGCAGCAAAGGUGACAAGGGGGAGCAGGGUCCCCCAGGCCCCACUGGUCCCCAGGGCCCAAUUGGUCAGCCUGGUCCAGCUGGAGCUGAUGGAGAACCCGGGCCCCGAGGACAGCAAGGCCUCUUUGGUCAGAAAGGUGAUGAAGGACCCCGAGGGUUCCCUGGUCCCCCUGGCCCUGUGGGCUUGCAGGGCCUGCCUGGACCGCCAGGGGAGAAGGGAGAAACGGGUGAUGUUGGGCAAAUGGGCCCACCAGGCCCACCAGGACCCAGAGGUCCAUCUGGGCCACCAGGAGCAGAUGGUCCACAGGGUCCUCCUGGAGGAAUAGGAAACCCUGGUGCAGUAGGAGAGAAGGGUGAACCUGGGGAAUCUGGUGAGCCUGGUCUCCCUGGAGAGGUUGGCCUGCCGGGCCCUAAAGGUGAAAGAGGUGAAAAGGGGGAAGCAGGUCCCUCUGGUGCUGCUGGUCCACCUGGCCCCAAAGGCCCACCAGGUGAUGAUGGCCCCAAAGGCAGCCCUGGUCCAGUUGGUUUCCCUGGUGACCCUGGUCCUCCUGGAGAGCCUGGCCCAGCUGGUCAAGAUGGUCCCCCAGGUGACAAAGGUGAUGAUGGUGAACCUGGACAGACUGGUUCCCCUGGGCCCACAGGAGAGCCAGGCCCCUCUGGACCCCCUGGAAAAAGGGGCCCUCCUGGUCCAGCUGGUCCUGAAGGAAGGCAAGGAGAGAAAGGAGCCAAGGGGGAAGCUGGUUUGGAAGGCCCUCCUGGGAAGACUGGACCCAUUGGUCCCCAAGGUGCUCCAGGGAAGCCUGGCCCCGAUGGCCUCCGUGGGAUCCCUGGCCCAGUUGGUGAACAAGGUCUCCCGGGAUCCCCUGGCCCAGAUGGUCCUCCAGGCCCAAUGGGCCCUCCGGGUUUGCCUGGUCUGAAAGGAGACUCUGGUCCUAAAGGGGAGAAGGGUCACCCAGGUUUAAUUGGUCUCAUUGGACCACCAGGAGAGCAGGGAGAAAAGGGUGACAGAGGCCUCCCAGGGCCCCAGGGCUCAGCAGGACCCAAAGGGGAGCAGGGUAUCACAGGUCCCUCUGGACCCAUUGGACCUCCAGGACCUCCAGGAUUGCCGGGUCCACCUGGUCCCAAAGGUGCUAAAGGCUCAUCAGGUCCCACAGGUCCCAAGGGUGAAUCAGGUCUUCCUGGGCCCCCAGGGCCUCCUGGUCCUCCUGGAGAAGUCAUCCAGCCCCUGCCCAUCCAAGCUGCCAAGAGGACCAGGAGGAACAUUGAUGCCAGCCAGCUGCUGGAUGAUGGCAAUGCUGACAACUACAUGGACUAUGCCGAUGGCAUGGAGGAGAUUUUUGGCUCCCUGAACUCCUUGAAACUGGAAAUCGAGCAGAUGAAGCAUCCCCUGGGCACUCAGCACAACCCAGCACGCACCUGCAAGGACCUGCAGCUCUGCCACCCUGAUUUCCCUGAUGGUGAAUACUGGGUUGAUCCCAACCAAGGGUGUUCCAGGGACUCUUUCAAAGUUUACUGUAAUUUCACAGCUGGUGGAGAGACCUGCAUCUUCCCUGAUAAGAAAUCUGAAGGAAGUAAAAUGGCUCGUUGGCCCAAAGAGCAGCCUUCCACAUGGUAUAGUCAAUACAAGCGGGGGUCCUUGCUCUCCUACGUGGACUCUGACGGGAACCCCAUCGGGGUGGUGCAGAUGACCUUCCUGCGUCUGCUGAGCGCCUCGGCCCGCCAGAACAUCACCUACAACUGCUACCAGUCAGUGGCCUGGCACGAUGCCACCACCAACAGCUACGACAAGGCCAUCCGCUUCCUGGGCUCCAACGACGAGGAGAUGUCCUACGACAACAACCCCUACAUCCGACCUGCCCUCGACGGCUGCGCGGCAAGGAAGGGCUACCAGAAAACCAUCCUGGAGAUCAACACGCCCAAAGUGGAGCAGGUGCCCAUAGUCGACAUCAUGUUCAAUGACUUCGGAGAAGCGGCACAGAAAUUUGGAUUCGAGGUGGGACCAGCUUGCUUCCUGGGCUAAAAGAGCCACCUGAACCUAGUCUCCAAAUGAGCAACCUCGUAACCUCAUUGCGCCAUUUAAUUAAAAACAAAAAAAGAGAAAAAAGGAAAAAAAACGGAGAAAAAAAAAGAAUUCCUCGUCACGUGCACGGUCUGAAACUGGACAGCGAUGGGUUAUUAUUUUUUUUUCCCCUCCUCCUCCUCCUCCCCACCUGUUUUGUUGUGUCCCUGGUUCUGCCCCAGCCCCUCUGUGCCCCCCUCAGCCAUUCCCAGGAUGGAUAUGGAAUCUCAUGACCAACAGCCACACACGGAGACCUGGCCCUGUCCCUGCUGCUGCCACCGAGCUGAGCCCACCUCCAGCAAACUCCUCCUGCCUCCUCCUCCUCUUCUCACCAGGAAGCGUUUGUUUGCUCCUAAGGAAAAAAAAAAAAAUGGAAAAAACUUGAAAUUCCUCGUGUCCAGCUCAAUGUUGAAGUCCUGGCAGUCCUGGAUCUGAAGCUCCUCAGAGGGGUUUUGUUGCCUUCCACGAGGUUUGGAUCAGCUCCAGCAUGGCCAAUUCCAGAAUUUUCCAUGUUUCCUCCACUGAGUUUGCCUCAUUCCGCGUUUUCCAAAGUGCUGACUCAAGGUCACACUGGGCAUCUCUUUGCCUUGUCUUAAAGGUGCUUCUAUUUUUGUAUGUUUGUGAGUAAAUAUUUGUGUUGUAUUUUAUUUGAAAUGUUGCAAUGUCUCCGCCUUCAAACCAUGCGUGUGACCUUGUCUGUAUUGAAGCCACCCCAUCCCAGCCAAGCUUCCAGCUGGGAACGAAGACAGCAGCUCCUGUCCCCACUUGUGCCUCUUCCCAGCCCCAAACUGGGAUCUGGAGCCUUGGAAUUUCCCCCAGGAUCAGGUGCAAACCAGCCCCCUGAGCCACAGAUGCCUUUUGGAAUGAUUCCUUUCCAAAUGAGGAAAUUAAAGCCACUUUUUUAACAAAAUUCCCUACAAAUCCCCUAAUCUAAAAGCAGGAUCUGCAUUGAGUCUCUGCCUUUUCAUCCACCUGCCUAACACCCAUAUUUUAAAUUAAUUCUUCUUUUUUUCUUUCAGCAUUCCUUUAAAAUGAUAAGAAUUAAACCUGAAUCCAUUCCCAGUGGCAGAUCCCAGUGGCAGGGGAAAUCCAUUUGUCCUCUCUGAAUAUCAAGAAUAAAAUAAAAAAACCUUAAAAAAAAAAAAAAAAAAAAAAAGGUGCUUUAUAUAGUUAUUUUUACAUAUCUCUGUGGUGCUAUCUGAUAACUUUAACACAACACUGGGGAUACCCUGCCACUGGCCAAUCUCCCACUUGGCUUUUUAGGCACUUUCAGGCAGAUUUUGGCUGCUGAUAAAUGCAUGGCACCUUCUUAUCUCUUCUGUCCAAAUCCUGCUCCUCUCCUUCCUUGGAUAGGCCCAUGUAGAAAAACACAUUAAAUGUCUACAAUUUUUAUUAUUAUUAUUAUUAUUAUUAUUAUUUGGUUUUCCCAAGGAUAUCCACGUCUUUUCCCGGUUGGAAGCAGAGCAGAUUGUCCUCAGUGGCUGAACGUUUGUGGUGCUAAUUUAUGGAGAUGUUGGGUGUCCUGAAGCCGUGGGGGUGCUGCCCGCCCAGCAAUCCGGGGAAUUUGCAAUUUUUCCUGCUCUUCCCACUCUUUCUUAUUCCUUCCACGGCUCCCAACGUGCUGACACCCUCUUCUUUUCCCAUUUAUUUUCCCUUCCUUGCCUGUUUGCCUUCUUCAGGUCUCUCAGCUGGAAAAUAACCGUUGCAAGGUGGGGGUUUUAUAAAUUAUUAUUAUUAUUAUUAUUAUUAUCCUUCAGCCCGGAGCGUUCAGCUCAAGGGGGAUUUUUCACCAGCAAGGAAAAGACAUCACAUUUACUGUGAAAAAAGCCUUUAUAUGAUGUCUUUUCCCCCCUCCUGCCCAAAUUGAGAGCAGCAGCAUCCGAGGGAGGGAGCGGCGAUGCCAGAGGUGCUUUUGGGGCCUGGAGGAGCCGUGUCCAUCCCUCUCCCUUCUUCUCCUGUGCUCUCUCUCCCACUUUAGGGAAUUUAAAAAAAAAAAAAACCCAAAAGGUGCUACCCUAAAAACUGCAGACUCCGGGCAGCAGAGCAGUGAAAAGGAAUUUA